AUGCAGAAAUAUCACGUGCAAAAUGCAGUAAAUGCAGUAUCCCACGGACCAUUUACCGUAUUGGAGAUCGUGGCUCCGAUAUAUCAAUUGAAAAACUGGGGUUAUGAGAAAAACAAAAACAACAACUGGUUCGCUGGCCUCGUUAACACACAUGUCGUUUGCAAGCGCUCAUUGCGCUGUACCUAA
This is a messenger RNA of Botrytis fragariae, 186 nucleotides long. RefSeq lists its product as uncharacterized. The record is from RefSeq and is a predicted model, not a curated record. Bases 1 to 186 code for a protein of 61 amino acids. NCBI's taxonomy places the organism in Eukaryota, Fungi, Ascomycota, Leotiomycetes, Helotiales, Sclerotiniaceae. The transcript is spliced from 2 exons.